AAAGACACAUCUCCUUUCUGGGUAAUUUACAAAUCCAAGUCAAUAAUGAGACUGAAAUCUACUUUUUGUGCGCUGUGUAAUUUGCAUAAUCCAGAGCAAGGAACGUUGCCGUUGCCACUUCACAUUACCACACUGUAGUUUUGUAAGUCGUAUGAACUUUGGUCCACAGAAAUCUUGACCAAAGUUCUCUUAACAACCAGAGAUCAGCCAGAGGUUCUUCUGGUUUGACAGAUCUUAAUCUGUUUCGAUUUUAUUACAAAUGUAGCUUUACAUUUGUCAGUCAAUGUGUCACUAAUUAGUUUUGCUUCGUUUAUUACUUUUGACAGGGGACUUCACUGAGGACAUACUGUGUGUGUGAAUAUUUGAAUUGCUCUCAAUGUUCCAAAAUGUAAACACUGGAUGCCAUUAUUUCACCGUCUGCGGCACAGACGCGAGAGAAUGGAUCCGAGGACAGUAGUUGAGUUGACAAUAUUUACAUUUUAUAUAAUAUCUGAAACCUUGCUUAGGGCCUUUUGUUAACUUUAGUGAUGAGAGACAUUCAGCGUAUUCUGCUUCAAAGUGUGGUUUUUUUGAUGAAAGCUUUUUCGCAGUUGCAGGCAAAGAGUAUAAAUAGUGCUUACAGAUGUCCCAACUCUUUCUGGCACAAUAUUCACAGUUUCAACAUUUAGACCACUGCCGUACGUGAUUCCUGGCAUUGGUGGUCAUUGGCUCUGACCUGUUGCAAUGACUUAAGUGAAUGUCAGACUGGUAUAAAUAAGCAGAGCGGUGCAGUUUCAUCCUCGGUGAUCUUAUCUGUGUGGAGUGUCCUCGGUGGAGGACGUCUAAAGUGUUUUAAUGCUAAUUUUACUACACGUCCGUUGAAGAUAGUCUUCUCUGUUUCUAGCAAAUACGAGAUGAGUGUUCAAGGAGAUUCGGUUAUGAGCAACGGUGCUGCAGUCAUGGGUGGUAAUCCUGAGAGCACCCCUUCCCAAAGGGCACAGACUCUGUCAGGCCCCACAAAAUUAAAGACCCUCUCCACUCUCAUCCUCAACGGAGAAAUCCCCACAGCCGAGCUCGGCCCAACAUCAGCUUCAGAGAGCCGGGAGACUCAUCCUUCCAGUGCCACCGAGGCACUGGCCAAAGCUCCCGGAUCUCCCGAGCUGGAGGAAGCUACUGAAGGACUUUCGCCAGAAGAGCCCAAGACAGUUCCCCUGUCGACGGCCAAUUCGGCAACAACUCUGGCCCCUGCUGACCAGCUAUGGAGCGACAGCAGAGACAAGGCAGUCAGGCUGAGGAUGGAGGGCUCAGGUCUGGCCUCGGUGACUCCCAUCACCAUCCAUCAGAUGUUCUUGGAGACGGUGGAGAGCUACGGGGACUCUCCUGCCUUGGUUUCCAAAAAAGAGGGCGAGUGGGUGACCCUGACAUGGAGGCAAUACUACGAGCAGUGUCGGGCGGCUGCUAAAAGUUUUCUCAAGCUGGGACUGGAGCGUUACCAUGGUGUGGGGAUUUUGGGAUUCAACUCCCCGGAGUGGUUCAUCUCAGACAUCGGCUGCAUCUUGGCUGGCGGUCUGGCAACCGGCAUUUACACGACCAACUCGCCCGAGGCGUGUCAGUAUGUGGCUGCCAACUGUGAGGCCAACGUCCUGGUUGUGGAGAACCAGAAACAGCUUGAGAAGAUCCUGCAGGUUAAAGAUCAGCUGCCUCAUCUUAAGGCCAUUGUCCAGUAUAAAGGCGAGCUGCUGCAAAAAGCCCCAUUCCUGUAUACAUGGGCAGAGUUCAUGAAGCUGGGAGAGGAGGUGCCCAACGAGCAGCUGAACGCUGUGAUUGACAGUCUUCGGGCCAACGAGUGCUGUACACUCAUCUACACCUCGGGGACCACUGGCAACCCUAAAGGAGUCAUGCUGAGCCAUGACAAUCUGACAUGGACAGCACGUACAGCGUCUACCUUGGUAGAUUAUUCCUACGCUGCAGAGGUUGUGGUUAGUUACCUACCACUCAGCCACGUGGCAGCCCAGAUGUUCGACAUGUGGAUCGUUAUGAUUUUUGCCGGAGCCAUCUACUUUGCAGAACCAGAUGCCCUCAAGGGCUCCUUAGGAACCACUCUGAAAGAGGCUCGCCCCACUUACUUCAUGGGGGUCCCUCGAGUGUGGGAGAAGAUGCAGGAGAAGAUGAGAACCGUCGGUGCCAAGGCAUCCCCGAUGAGGAAGCGAGUGGCGGACUGGGCCAAGUCCAUAGGCCUGCAGUACAACUACAGUGCCAUGAACGGGGAGAAUCUGGUGCCGUGGGGCUUCAUGCUGGCUAACAAUCUGGUCUUCAAGAAGGUGCGUGCUGUGCUGGGCUUGGACCGCUGCAAGAUCUUUUUCACAGGCGCUGCCCCCAUCACCAAAGAAACUCUGGAAUACUUCAUGAGCCUGAACAUGCCGUUGAUGGAGCUAUACGGCAUGAGUGAAAGCUCCGGCCCACACACCAUCUCCGUUAACAGCAACUACCAAAUCUCGAGCUGUGGGAAGGUGAUGCCAGGCUGCAAGACGAUGCUGCAGAACCCAGAUAAGGAUGGGAACGGAGAGAUCUGUUUCUGGGGUCGGAACGUUUUUAUGGGCUACCUGAGCAUGCCCGACAAAACAGCAGAGGCUCUUGACCAGGACGGCUGGCUGCACUCCGGAGACCUGGGCAGAAACGACCAGCACGAGUUCCUGUACAUCACGGGAAGGAUCAAGGAGCUGAUCAUCACCGCUGGUGGAGAGAACAUCCCUCCUGUGCCCCUCGAGGAUGCACUGAAGGCCGAGGUGCCACUUAUCAGCAACGCCAUGCUGAUCGGAGACAGGCUCAAGUUCCUCUCCAUGCUGCUCACUCUCAAAUGCGUCGUAGACGACAACGCUGACCCCACAGACGAGCUGAGCCCCGAGGUGUUGGACUUCUGCCAGCAGCACGGCAUCACAACAACCAAGGUGUCGGAGAUCAUAGCCAAUAAGGAGCCCGCUAUCUACAAAGCCAUUCAGGAGGGCAUGGAGCGCGUCAACGCCAGAGCAACGUCCAAUGCCCAGAAGGUCCAGAAGUGGGUCAUAGUGGAGCGAGACUUCUCUGUUGGUGGAGGAGAACUGGGACCCACCAUGAAACUGAGGAGGCCCAUUGUUGUGAAGAUGUACCAGGAGAAAAUAAACGAAAUGUAUGCGGUGGCCACGGAAAAACAGUAGACCGCACUGCACGGAGAUAAGAUAACGCCGAAGAGAGAUGGUCAUGAGAAACUUGGGGCAUGUUUAUGAACAUUGUCUUGUGCCCAGACAUCAUAUUGGGAAAUGUAUGAACGUCUUUUCACCUGAGUGUUAAAAGUGCAAAAGAGGUUUAUAAUUUUUGGGAGAAAGUCUUGAUUCUGAUUGUGUCGUAUUUAAUGAAAUAGAGGUUUGAGCUGCUAUGUUUAAAUACUGUAUGUCGAGUUCUCCAGAAGCUGUAGAGACGUCUGUCUGUUGUCCAUUCCAAAUUGAUAUUUAAGCUGUUAAAUGUACAUACAGUUUCGCUGCAACCGUGCACUUUUUGUAAAUAAAACGUCCCAAUCGGAGCCAAAUCUCACCCUUCACUGUCUGGCAUGCACAGGUGGAUUAUACACUGUCACUCAGCACCAAAGCCACGCGCAGGGCGGAGAACACUGGAUGGCGUCAGUCAUUAUUUAGGGAAGUCAAUUUUGACAUUUUUACGGUUUUUAAACUGACGUUUUGUGAACCAUAACUGACUGUGGCCUGAAAUAUGAGAUUCUCUUGUGUAAUCACGAGCAUAUGCAUUUUAUUUUUGAAGCAGCAUCUAUUUAAAUAUUUUACAGCAUUAAUUGCCAGUUUUCAGUCUCAUGUUUUGUAUCUAAAAUAAACUGCAUCUGGCAAAGCUGCAGACAUUGCCUCUUUAGAUUGGAGGUGAUGUUUGAAUAAGUUUUUUUAUGAUGUGGUAAGAAUAUUAAUAGUCUGAAUCUCACUAAUCACAAGCAUCUGCAAAUAAUAAAGCAUAUAUUUGAAUUUGUGCUUCUCCAUGUACAGUUUGACAAAUACUGAAAUAUUUUGUGAUAAUGUUCCACGAUUGUCAAUAAAAAGUGAGUGAUUUGAACAAAUUGACCAAACGGGGAUCAAGAAUGUGUGCAUUUUUUUUAUUUUUGAAUAAUCUUUUUUUUAAUGUAGUGAAUAUGUACAGUGUAUAUAGGAGGGAUCUGAACUACUGCUACGCUACAUUUUCAUUUUCAAAAUGUGAUGCAGCGUGGUGCAAAACAGAGAAAGAAGCUGGAAUCAGCGAAGUCCUUUUCGCUCGAGUAAUGAGUCAAACAUAAACUCGGUUAUCAAAAUAUGUGGUCAAACGUCUGACGAAUCGUCUCAGCAUUUCAAAGAUGACUAUUAAUAAUAGUAAUAAUAAAUGAUGGAAUCAUCAAAUGUCAAAACGCAUGUCAAUGUUUUAGCUUUUAUCCAACUUAUGACUUUUUGUCUUUUACAUUAUUUUUGGGCAUUUGUGUCUUUAUUAGACAUAGUGAAAUGUGGUUGGCCUUAAGAGUUAGAGGGUUCGAUACUAGUUGGAUAUUUUCUGAUAGUGAUUUGACAAAUUGUUUUAGCACGGAUUCCUCCACAUCUGUGUUCGUCUUAAAAUUCAUUAGCUUUAAACCAACUUAUGAACAAAGUUUUCACAUUGUUUUCGGGCUUUUUAGGGAGGCAGAGGUGGUAACUCCCUAUUUAUAUGCCAAACUUCACAUAAAAUACGAUGUUAAGUAUUGUCAAAAAUUAAUAAGAGUCAGCUUGUCUGAAUUUUUUAAGUAAACACUGACAGGCAGCUGAAAACUUGGAGUUUACAGGAACUUCUUUGUCUCUUGCU
This is a messenger RNA of Xiphias gladius (swordfish), 4818 nucleotides long. RefSeq names its product long-chain-fatty-acid--CoA ligase ACSBG2-like. The record is from RefSeq and is a predicted model, not a curated record. Gene Ontology annotation, molecular function: long-chain fatty acid-CoA ligase activity. Bases 894 to 3173 code for a protein of 759 amino acids. Gene Ontology annotation, cellular component: endoplasmic reticulum; membrane. NCBI's taxonomy places the organism in Eukaryota, Metazoa, Chordata, Actinopteri, Istiophoriformes, Xiphiidae. The transcript is spliced from 14 exons.